This is a messenger RNA of Anguilla rostrata (American eel), 3303 nucleotides long. Its product is annotated as calcium/calmodulin-dependent protein kinase type 1D-like. Gene Ontology annotation, cellular component: intracellular anatomical structure. The record is from RefSeq and is a predicted model, not a curated record. The transcript is spliced from 13 exons. Gene Ontology annotation, biological process: peptidyl-serine phosphorylation. Gene Ontology annotation, molecular function: calmodulin binding; calcium/calmodulin-dependent protein kinase activity; ATP binding. NCBI's taxonomy places the organism in Eukaryota, Metazoa, Chordata, Actinopteri, Anguilliformes, Anguillidae. The coding region runs from base 386 to 1768 and encodes 460 amino acids.
UAUACAUUAAACGCUUGAUUUUUUUUCUAAUUGUUUUGAAAGUAAAGAAAACGUAACGUUAAGACAUUGCGGUUACAACUUUCCGGGAUAUAUUUUAUUUCCACCACAUACAUGAUUGCUGUUGCAAUAAUUACAUCUUGAGUAAGUGUUGACAUUGCUAUUCGCGUACUUUGCAUAGAUACCUGCAUGGGCUAAGAUGUCCGUGAAGAUAGUGCGUAUGGUUCUGGUUCUGGAUGUUUAUCAGUCAUGCGCGAUGCCCGCUCAGUAGCGUUUCCCCCAGCAGCUGGUGGAAAUCAUUCAUGCCAACGCAAUGACGCUUGGAAAGAUUUAGGCAAUUCAUUUGUAAGCAGUAAUAUCAUGACAGACCGUAGAAAGCGUUAGAGAUAUGGGAACAGACAAGAUGGGAACGGAUACAGACAUCCCCGCUGAAAUUAACGUGGGCAUCAUGGGUCGCAAGGAAGAACGCAGCCCCUGGAAGAAGAGCACGGACGACAUCCGCGACGUGUUUGACUUCAUGGAAGCGCUGGGAUCAGGGGCCUUCUCGGAGGUGUUCAUGGUGAAGGAGAAGAAGACGGGGAGGCUCUUUGCGCUGAAGUGCGUGAAGAAGAAGCAGCUGAAGGAGAACAACCUGGAGAACGAGAUCGCCGUGCUGCGGCGGAUUAACCACGAUAAUGUGGUGCGGCUGGAGGACUUCUAUGAGAGCGAGACUCAUUACUACCUCGUCAUGCAGCUCGUUUUGGGCGGUGAGUUGUUUGACCGCAUCCUGGACCGAGGCGUGUACACGGAGAAGGACGCCAGCCAGGUGAUUCAACAGGUGCUCCAGGCCGUCAACUACCUGCACCAGAACAGCAUCGUGCACCGUGACCUCAAGCCAGAGAAUCUGCUGUACUACAGCCAAGAUGAGAAUGCCAAAAUUAUGAUCAGUGACUUUGGCCUUUCCAAGAUGGACGACCUCUGUGCCAUGUCCACAGCCUGUGGCACCCCAGGAUACGUGGCCCCCGAAGUCCUGGCCCAGAAGCCGUACGGCAAAGCGGUGGACUGCUGGUCCAUCGGAGUCAUCACAUACAUCCUGUUGUGUGGGUACCCCCCUUUCUAUGAGGACACCGAGGCUGAGCUCUUCUCUAAGAUCAUGAAGGCGCAGUAUGAGUUUGACUCGCCCUUCUGGGACAACAUCUCGCAGUCUGCCAAGGACUUCAUCCGCAACAUGAUGCAGAAAAACCCCGACAUGCGCUACACCACCAAGGAGGCCCUCAGGCACCCAUGGAUAAUUGGGGAUACGGCUCGGAGCCAGGACAUCUACUAUUCUGUCAGUGUGCAGAUCCAGAAGAACUUUGCCAGGUCCAAGUGGAGACAAGCCUUCAAUGCCACGGUGGCCAUCAACCACAUGAAGAAACUGAAGCUGGCGCACUCUGAGGCCUGCAUCAAAACGAAGGAGGGGCCUGAGCCAGCCAUCCACGUCACUGGCGCUCCCUCCCCUGGCCCCUCCCACGAUGACCUCGUCCCCAAGCCCCUGGAGGAGAAAGGAAAACCGCAGGCGGGUCCCGCGGCUCUGUCGCCCGACUCCAGCGAGCCCAAGAGCCGGCAUCACUCGGGGAGGGCCUGCGCUAGCAAGCCGGUGCACGCCAACACCGUGGCCGAGACGGGCAGGCACUCCAACCGCUUUGAGCCGGACUCCCGCGCCGCCACGGCGAAAAGCUGCGAGUCCAUGGCCAAGUGUGGCAACAGGCACGUCCAGGCCCUGCAGACCGGGGUGUGCUCCGUCAUGUGACCACCUCAGCUGCCUGCCAUGCGGGGCAUUUAGAGAAGGUCAGGCUGUCGCAACACCGGGAGCCGGAGUGACGUCUGUGCCGGCUGCCCGUGCCACCACCCUGUGCCACUCAGUCAGGGGCCGUUUCCAUGGGGAUGGAGUCUGUCCGCCGGCGAAUGAAUGCUGGGUCUGAACCCAGAGGGUUCCAGAGGAGUGCCAAGACGCACACACACAGACAGACAGACACACACACACACACACGCACACACAGACACACACACACACACACACACGCACACACACACACACACACACACGCACACACAGACACACGCACACACACACACACACACGCACACAGACACACACACACACACACACGCACACACAGACACACACACACACACACGCACACACACACACAGACAGACACACACACGCACACACAGACACACACACACACACGCACACACAGACACACACACACACACACACACACUGGCUCAUGUAUAUGGAGUCGCACGCCCCUUUGUAGUUGGUAACACUGCAAAAGUGGUCUAGUGCCCUCUAGGGGUGCUUCCACUCCUGACUGUGUGUAUUUGAAGACGACGGAACAUUUUUAUUUAUUUAUAAUUGUUGCUAUAUUGAAGUUAAAGCUCUGUGACAAAGUCAGGGGCAGUAGAUGAGAUGUUAAUAUAGAAUGAUGUAGUAAUGAGCUUCUCUGUGCGGUUCACUUCAAGUGCACAUUCUUCAUAUUCCUCUGUUGACAUUUUGUCUAUGUUGUGGUACCCUUGGGUCAGUGAAGUGGAUUUCCACACCAAUUCUAUGUUUCAGAAUGAAUUUUCACAUAGGACCGUGGACCGACAGCAAUGUAUGCAUUUUAUUUAUAAUGAGUAGAGUGAUGUAUAACUUGCCUGCUGUCAAGCAUUUUACACUGGCAGUUACCAGACAGUGAGAGCUAUACAUUCUUAAGCUAUGAACUCUUAUUAAUAAGUGAAUGCUAAUAUUACCCAAUCUUCAGUCACUCUUUUAAUGCUGCUAGAGCAGGGGGCGUGGUCAGAAUGAUUGACGUGCCCCCGCUGUUGCUUUCUGCAGGAGCUGUGCUGAGGUUUAGAGGUGUGCUGCAUCUUAGCCUGACUGCUAAAGGCUCAUGUUUCCUUGAAGCUGCCGCUAAGAGAUUAUGAACAGCGGCAGCAGCGCUCUGAGGAGCUGCUAUGGCUGUUUCAGUGCCACCCCCUAGCUGUGCCGUGAUACCCUGUGUUUGUAUCAGACCUGGGUUUUGGAUUUAAAUACUUUUCUGUGCUCUGUUGAUCUUGCCUGGUGUAAUUGAGCCUGCCAAUAUGGCCAGAAGGCGAGUAGUAUCUCAUUGGUUCCAAUACACCAGACAAGAUCAGUAAAAUGUGGAAAAGUAUUUGAAUCCAAAACAAAUACGUAUUUGACCCAGGUCUGGUAAUAUGAAUUGUGUUCCUUUAUUUAUUUGUUUAUUUCUUGCUCUGUAUUACCAAUAAAAUAAAACACAUAAAUAAAUAAAAAACAAUAAAAACCUAGUGUGUGCA